AUGUCAUCAAAGGAAGAAGUUAGAGGUAAGUUCGUUGACGAAUUUCCUGAAUUGGUCGAAGAAUUGAAAGAUGUGUUGAGGAAGUACGGCAUGCCUGCCGAGGCAAUUACGUGGUUCGAAAAGAAUUUGAACUACAACACUCCAGGUGGUAAAUUGAAUAGAGGGUUAUCUGUUGUUGAUACUUAUGCCAUCUUGAAGAACUACAAGUCCGUCAAUGACUUGUCCAAAGACGAGUACAGAAAAGUUGCUGUCUUGGGUUGGUGCAUUGAAUUAUUGCAGGCUUACUUCCUGGUUGCUGAUGACAUGAUGGAUAAAUCCAUCACCAGAAGAGGCCAGCCAUGCUGGUACAAAGUUAAAGACGUUGGUGAAAUUGCCAUCAACGAUGCUUUUAUGUUGGAGGCUGCUAUCUAUGAACUGUUGAAGAAAUACUUCAAGGGCCAGAGCUAUUACAUUGACUUGAUUGAACUGUUCCACGAAGUCACCUUCCAGACUGAAAUGGGUCAAUUGUUGGAUUUGAUCACUGCCCCAGAAGAUAAGGUCGACUUGUCCAAGUUCUCCCUGGCCAAGCACUCCUUUAUCGUCAUCUUCAAAACUGCCUACUACUCUUUCUACUUGCCCGUUGCAUUAGCCAUGUAUAUGGCAGGAAUCACCGACGCCAAGGACUUGAAACAGGCUCAAGACGUCUUGAUCCCACUGGGCGAGUACUUCCAAAUCCAAGACGAUUACUUGGACUGUUUUGGAACCCCAGAACAAAUCGGCAAGAUUGGUACCGAUAUCCAGGACAACAAAUGUUCCUGGAUCAUAAAUAAAGCUUUGGAACUGGCCACCCCGGAGCAAAGAAAAGUCCUGGACGAAAACUACGGUAGAAAGGACUCUGUCAUGGAAGCCAGAUGCAAGAAGAUCUUCGUCGACAUGAAACUAGACGAACAUUACCAUGAAUAUGAAGAAAAGGUUGCUACAGAAUUGAAAGCUAAAAUAGCUAAAAUCGAUGAAUCCCGUGGCUUCAAAGGUGAAGUCUUGACUGCUUUCUUGAACAAGGUCUACAAGAGAUCCAAAUAA
This is a messenger RNA of Tetrapisispora phaffii CBS 4417, 1059 nucleotides long. It is a transcript of the gene ERG20, whose product is annotated as bifunctional (2E,6E)-farnesyl diphosphate synthase/dimethylallyltranstransferase. Gene Ontology annotation, biological process: trans, trans-farnesyl diphosphate biosynthetic process. Bases 1 to 1059 code for a protein of 352 amino acids. The transcript has a single exon. Gene Ontology annotation, molecular function: (2E,6E)-farnesyl diphosphate synthase activity; dimethylallyltranstransferase activity. The record is from RefSeq and is a predicted model, not a curated record. NCBI's taxonomy places the organism in Eukaryota, Fungi, Ascomycota, Saccharomycetes, Saccharomycetales, Saccharomycetaceae. Gene Ontology annotation, cellular component: cytoplasm.